AUGGACCAUCGUACUACUUGCCAGGACGUGAUGCGAUGUGAAAUGUGUGAGACUGCUGUGGUACAGAUGCACUGCGAAACAUGCCGUGUCAACCUAUGCAAGCCCUGUAUCGGAGAACACAUUUCUGCUGAUCUCGCCAAACCUCAUAAAAUUGUUGACUUCAGGAAAAGAAAGUCUUCUCUUAUUUAUCCUAAAUGCACAUCUCAUGAUGAAGAAAUUUGUGAAAUGCAUUGUAAUAAUUGUGACAUUCCUGUAUGCAGUAACUGUCUUGUUACAGGUAAACAUCUCGGUCAUACAUUCGUAAAAGUCUUGCAAUUCCGAAAAGAUAAACUGGAUAAAAUCAUCAAAGUUGAAACUGAACUCAAGGAGAUAAUUUAUCCAAUAAACGAGGACAUUGCCUCUGAUGUACAAAACAGAAUGAGUCAGUUAGAAGAGGAGUAUGGAGAUCUCUCAACGGCCAUAACAAAACAUGGAGAGGACUGGCACAGAAAAAUUGACCAACUUGUCGAGAAACUUAAAGCUGAAGUCGAGGAGAUGAAAAUCACACAGUUAGAAACACUAGAGAGACAUUUAAAUGAAAUUCACGAGAAAAUGUCGAACAUUAUGGAGAUGAUGAAGGCUACGACACAAAGACAACAGUAA
Molecule: messenger RNA, 642 nt
Organism: Saccostrea echinata
Lineage: Eukaryota; Metazoa; Mollusca; Bivalvia; Ostreida; Ostreidae
Product: E3 ubiquitin-protein ligase TRIM45-like
Exons: 2
Coding region: 1-642 (213 amino acids)
Biological process (GO): positive regulation of DNA-templated transcription
Cellular component (GO): chromatin; nucleoplasm
Molecular function (GO): ubiquitin-protein transferase activity; zinc ion binding
Source: RefSeq, a predicted model, not a curated record